CUGCCGCCAGUUUUUAUGACUGGGAUUUCUAUCGAUGAUUUGUACCUAGCUCCAGAGCACUCCAACAACUUUGCGUCCGAAAAGACAUGCAUUUUCAGCCUGGCUGCCACAUUGUGGUCAGCGGCUGACUGGCGGUUGACAGAGGCAGAAAAGCCGUUUUUAAGUUCAAAAUUCCAAGAGCUGCUGGUAUCCAUGACAGACGAUGCCCCGGAUGCCAGACCGUGCUUAUACGAUGUACUAAAAACAUGCGAGUCUUUACAGAUCGAAAAUGAUAUGACGUCACGGGAGAGAUGUCAGGCUUUGCUAUGGGAAUACCAAGCUUCUGCAGCCAUGGACAGCGAUGACACCACUAAGAGGAAGACAGUGGAAGGAGAAAAGAAGCAUCAUGACACACUGAUGGGAUCCAUCUCUGUGGCCGCUUCAUUCAAAGGCUUUCUCAAACAAACAACAAAACCGCAAGAACGAAAUCCUUUUGUAAAGACUCAAAAUAAUGGAGAAUCGUUCCGUAACCUCGAUGGCGGAAAUUCUGGAGAUAAAAGAAACGAAACAAUUCCUAAACCAGAAGAAAUGAAAACGGAAAAAACUAAAGUCAUUGUAAACUCACCAAUGUCAGAAGCCACCUCCAGAAACUCAUUGAACAGCGAAAACGAUCGACUUGCGUCUGAUUCAUUAAACGACAGGUCGUCAGACACUGGUGAUGACAUCAGUGAUCAGGAUCGCACGAGAGACCGAAAGAGAGGCCAUUCCUUGACAGAAGACGAAAAACAACAACUCUUGUCUCUUUUAGCAUCAACAAAGUUAAACAAAGGCCCAUUUUAUACCGGAGAAAACGAUAAAAAAAGUGACGAAAUAAUUAAGUCUGUAGAGGAUCAGUCAACCAAGCCACCGUCACCUUCCUUAUUUGCUUAUCCACACUACGGCCAAACUGAGAGUCAGAUGAUGUUCAACCCUAUCAUACCCGCCGGUCGUUCUGCUUCUCCGAGCGUACACUCUGAUGUAAGCGAAAAUCAGAUUCCUUCCGUACCCACUCCCACCUUUGUACCCAUUGCUGUCCCUAUUCCCAGCGUAGCUCCUGUACCAAUGCCCCCUUACUGGUACGUGCCUCAGGGAGGGAUGAUGUCCUUUCCUCACCCAGCGAUGUCCCCGGUGCCUUUUCAUCCAGUUGACUCUUCAGUAACUUCCAAUCAGUCAGCGGUGUCAACAGAUAGUGACGUCAGCAACUUAUCUGACGUGGAUCCUCGACCAAAGAACAAAAACUGCGCCACACAAAAGUCUGAUAAAUCCGAAGGUUUAAAGGCAGAUACACAAAAGAAUAACAAGGGAUGUAAACAAAGCAAACAAGAUAACAAGGCAUCCAAACUUCCUCGUCCCAUCUGGCAGAGGCCUGUUCCCAAGAGCAGGACAACCUCAGAGGAACUGGAAUCGAACGCCAAAGUUGUUCGACGAAGGGUACCGUUUAACGAUGAAUUCAAUGAGGGUAGUGAGGGGACGAAACCAGUGCGUGCAAGAACUCCAUCUCCAUCCCUUGGGAGACGAGCGGCUCCUCAGGAAGUCAAUCCUCCUCGCUCUCAAACGCCUCCAGUGUAUUGGACUAAAGAUGGAGUAGACAUGUCACCCCGUAAUAAACCUCGAGCACGAGCAUCAACAGGCUCUUUCCCAAACCGUCCCCCAAGUCCAUCUAGCUUACUGGAUGGACGUAGGAGGUCAAGUUCAGCUACUCUAGGAUCAAUAACAAACAGUCCAGUGCAAGGACGUAAGAAUCAAGGAAGCAGGCCAUCUAGUCCCGCCGGAUCGCGAUCUAAUAGUCCCGUUUCAAUGCUUGUGUCGAAGUUUGAGCAAAUGUCUCAAGAGUCUGCAGAUAGCUCUCCGCGCGUUCGCUCAAACUCCGUGACGUCCAUGAUUUCAAGGUUUGGUUCCUCGUCCUUAGUGCCUGAGGAUCGUCUUGCCAAAGGGCAGUUUAAGCCACACAAUUCUACAACACCCAAGCAGCCAGCUUCGAAGACUGGUCCUUUUCGUCCGUCGUCGGUUCGUAGCAAAGUUCACUCUGCCUCAGAUAUUGAAACGUCAAUUCUGCGAUCGGAUAAUUCUAUUUUAUCACAAGAAACGGGCAAGGGAAGCGACGCAUCAAAGGACGAGUCAUCAACCCGUCACCCUGGCAACCCACGUGAAGUACAGCGUAGUGGGUCAGACCCAGGCUCUACCGACAGCCGAGAACGUCGCGUCUCAUCUUCUCACUGUAUGCUCCAGGAAGAGAAAGAAUCAACUUCAGAAAAAUGUCAUGAUUCAAGAACAAGGCUAUUGGAAAACAUUAGAAAAUGGACAUCUCAGGAGAAUAUUUUAAGAGACUGCAGUUCAUCUGAGGCUCUGGAAGACAACGCUCAAGAACGUUUAGCAUCUGGUCUCUCUCUAUUUAGCGAUUAUUGUACUAAAAGAGAUCAAGGUGAUCAAAAAGACAAUCCUAAAGCACGGCUUCAAGGAAGUUCCUCUGGGAAAUCGAAGUCAUCCACUUAUUCUGGGAGAUCGUCAUCCAGUAAUGAUCUCAGGAAUGACUAUAUUAUCAAAUCAGGCAACGUAACGCACAAUUUAUCAAAACCCUGGCAGGACAAAGACAGUUCUUUAAACGGGAUUUCCAUAAAAUCGUCUCUAGAUUCAGAGCCUGUGCGCGAGAAAGGUUCCCCACGAUUAAGACCGAGGGACCUUUGUUUAUCACCAGAGAGAGACUCUUCUGUCCCAUUUUGCGAUGUCAGGAGUCCUAACGAUCUCCUCUGGUCUCCAAGAUCUGAUACUCAUCAGUUUGAGAUCCCUGUGGACUUGGCAGUUUUAGACGCCACAACCCCCAUCGUUUCCAGUCCACCAGCUUCUGUGGGUGGACUCGAUUGGACGUAUGGUGGAGUAGAUGGAAAUGUUAUUUCUCCUCCUUUUCCUCUUAGUCCAGGAUCAUUGAAGGAUUUCAAGCCAUCAAAUUAUUUCACAAGUGUUACAUUCAAAUGUGGAGAGAUGGAACCUGAGAGAGAUACAAACUGUUUUCUUAACAGACCAUCUCGUGACACAACAGAAUAUGCAAGCUCUGAUUGCGUCUCUAACAGGAGAGACCCAACAGGCAAUUAUGUGAGGAGAUUCGAAAGAAAAAUUCUUCGCAGUACUGGUGAUUUGGAGACUGAGGUAUUUGCAUCUAAUUCGACCUCCGUUCAAAAGAGUUGUUAUCCAACGGAAAAUUCUAGCUUCAAAAAGGAAAUAAACGAUAAUCCACGCCCUAUUCCAAACUCACCACUUCCUUCGAAAUCAGAAAGCUCGUCAAUUAUCGCACAUGUAAAUGGGAAUCCUAAAACUCCAAGAACGAGAUCAAGAAUCGAUCAGGUUGUGAGAUCGAGACAUCCAUCCGGUGACUGUCCGCCUGGAAAAGAUAUAGCCGCUGUUUCGAAGAAUCCUUCCUCACCAAUGACUCUUAAGAAAAUCAUGUCGAAUCCUCUAUCUCAAGACGCAAGUACACCGCAACGUAGGAUUUCAACGUCGAAACGAAAUUCAUUGCCCACUUCACAACCAAUCAACCUUUCACCAGGCCGCGAUCGCUCGAGCCCGGUGGAAAACCGCACAAUCACGAAGAGCUCAUCGCAUACUUAUUUAUCACAAAAACAUCAGAAGGUCUUCAAAAGUUCUCCGCAAAAUAAUCCAUCGGUGCGUCAAUCAUCGGGAGAUUUGUCAAAGAGUUCCCCCAAAGAAGGAAAUCUUGGUAAAAGCAGUCCUUAUUCUAAACCAAUGCCGUCAAAUAAUCCUAGCCCAAAUGUGGAAGAGAGCAAGAGUAGAGGUUCUUCAACAACUGCAAAACCUGGGAAUCCAAGCCCAUCAAAAGAAAGACAUGGUGCAAAGGGACACUCUUCGAACCCCCACGCCAAAGCCAGUAGAACUGUUAACUCCACAGCCACUUCUGCUGAUCCGUCAGAAUCAAACCCAGUUAGGUACCCAUAUACGAGAAGAGGGAGCUUGCCUGCAGGGGGCAGUUCUACCAUCAAACCUUCUCCAAAAACGACCAGCAAUCCUACUUCUCCACUUCAUGUAAAGCCACCAAAAGCGCAAAUUGAGUUCUUUGGUGCUGCAGGAGCAGACAACCCACGUGGUGGGAUUAAUCCUCGAGAUUCAAACAGAAGACACGAAAAUUUAAAAGACACUCACCAAAACCCAGGGCCAAGAAGUCAGAGUGACUUCGAAAGCAAUGCUGAUUCCUCUAAAGCUCCAUCUCAAUGUGCAAAGUCAUCCUCAACAUCUGGAUUCUCUUCUCAUGAGCUCGCUUCAGAACAAAGCUCUAACUCGAUGGGUAAAACUGAAGAAUCGGAAGUAUUUUAUAUACCUCGCUCUGAUGAAACUCUCCUUAAAAGUGACACACCAUCGAGUAAAGGCAGUAAGCGAUUUCCAAGUAACUCGUCAUCUGACAGUGGAUUAAACUUGUCUGAUCCCGACGAGUCACGAGGAAGCAUCGGAAAAGGCAAAAAAAAUUAUAGGGCAAAGUCACCUCCUUCGUCCCCAACUACACUCUCUCCUUCCCAUUCACCUUCUCCGACAUCUCCGAAGUUUCCUAUAGGACACAAUAUUUUUUAUGAUCCAAAAGAUCACAAACCUCCUCUACCUUCAUCAGAGGAAGGACCGCUGAGUGUUUCACAAAACGAUCCGAAGACGUUGGCUUUUCUAUCUAACAGUAUUCAACAGGAAAAUGUCUCUAAUCCCUUUAAGGCUUCGGUAGGAAAGUCCGAGGAAUCUCCGAACAAACCGACGCGAAGUGACAAUGAUAACUUCAAACAUCUUAAAAGUGACAUGUCGAAAAUAACGGAUGGAAGUUCUCCAAACUCUGAUGAGAAAACUAACGUUUAUCCUGAAAAACCAAAGGAAGGAUCUGCUGCUGCGAAACUUGCAACCGACGGUAGAAUGAUGAAGUCCACCGCAAAAGAGUUUGAGUUGGCCUCCACACCACCUCCAGACAUUUUGGGAAGACCUGCUAGUAAAAGCCCUCCAUCUUCGUCAAGAGUUGAUUCUAAAGAGCUGCUAGGUCAACUGGUUAAGAAAGUGCUAAACUCAGCUGCUGCUAAGCAAGGGUCCUCUCCAAACACAUCAUUCGCUGAAUCAGCGGCAAAAGAAAGUGGCAAAGGAAAGAGGGUCACUUUGACUAAUGAGACAACAGAAGCUAAACAAAAAGAGAAAAUAGGUGGUCAAGGGAAAAAUCCAACGUUAAAUAGCUCUAAGCAUAAGUCAGGGCUGUCUGAUACUGAAAAAGCUACAAAGAUAAAGGAAACAGGACUUAUGAAUUCGAGUGAAACUUCUUCAACACGAAAUCCAGACGAAAUCACACCUACAGGAACACUGCGAUCGCAUCUUGGCACCUUAAGUGAAACACCGAUUUCCCCAAAUAAUGCUUCAAUACUUGAGAGUUCUUCGCGCAAGGAACAAUCGUUGCCAGGUGCAAAGGGUGUACUCUCUACGAUCAUCGACAUGAUACACGACGAAUUUGCGUUUGAUGGCUACUUGGACGAUGGAGUCGAAGAUGUCAAUAUGGCUGAGUACGUUUUAUCUUUGGCUGGAAUGAGUGAGGAAAACUUUAAAGAGGCCAUUACGGAUCAGUACAGUGACUUGUACUGGGAUGAAGACCUUUUACACGAGAUGUACGAGGCGGUCACCGAGGGACAACAGACUAGAAGGUCCACGUUGCAGUUUUCAGAGAGCACUGUCAGUGAUAUCAGCCCUCCUGAGUCCAUCAGUCUGUCACGUGAAGAAUCUUACCUCAGUUUAGAACCUUUGUAUUUCAACUCCAUCUCCAGAAGCAGCAGUGAGAGGAGUGGGACUGGGGCAAGGGACAUCCUCAUAUCUCCAAUGGGGGAAGCUACCGAAUUUUUACCCAUUAAAGUUAUUGCCCCUGAAAUGCAAGCUGACAUCCAGGAAUUGUUGACGCCAAUUUUUGAGGAUUAUCAUAGAGUUAUGGGAGUGAAGCUGAUAUCGAGCGUGGAAGGGCUUACAGAAAAAUUAGGCACGAAAAUUGUGGAAAUCUCUCAGCAGUUGAUGUUGGAACGAAGAGCCAAAAAAAAGAGCAUGAACUCUUACAACAAGAUGGCGGAAGCAGAGAACAAAAAAGAUGUGAAAGAUCUCGCGUCGAAACUGGUGAAUGAAAUCGAGGGGAGCGAUAAGAAGAUUAUAUACUUAAAAAACGUUCAACGACAGUUGAGGAAUGUGUACGCUGAACGCUUUGGGCUUGACACCUCUUUGCUGUAUUCUUUUCUUGUCAGUUACAACACUUCCUGCGUGACGUUGGUAUCGGAGUUGAACAACAGCUUUUUAAACUUUUCCCCGAUUUGGAAUCAGAGGGGAAGCGAAAGUGUAGAGAUUCUGGACGAAUCCCUCAGUGGACCAUCGCUUCAAUCAGGCACCAAACUGGGUUUAUUCUCUUACCUCUUUGACAGACAUGCUAUGAGUCAGGCGUAUGUGCGAUAUUUUCUGUACACGUUUCGUUACAUUGCUACUGCACAAGAACUAUUCAACUUCAUAAGAGAAAAGUGUUCAGCGUCACUCAGAACGGAUUCUUCAGGUCAAGUGUACAACCAUCAGCUGCAAAUUCGAUACCGUGGCUUGGACUUACUGUCUGAAUGGAUAGACAGCUUUUAUCAGUUUGAUUUCAAAACGAAUCCCAACCUCAUAAAGGAGCUGCUUGCCUUUGUUAAGGACGAGUUAAUCCUCGUGGACAGAAGUGAAAGAGGUCAUUACUUGAUGGAGCUAAUUUCAGAGAAACAAAAGAGAGAUUUGAAUAACAAUUUAUCAUCAGACGAACUUAGUGAUUUCGUGGCAGUACUUCAGCUUGAAGAACCUCAAGGUCUAAGCCCUGUGGAUGUUCUGAGAAAGCCAUUGGGUAGCCGCAAAGCUAAAUCUCCAGUUCAGUGCUUCAGAAGAGCCCCACCUGAGAAGGACACUACAUACAAAGCAACUCUGUACCUCAAGGCUCUUUCCAUAUUAGACCACUCUUCACGAAUCCUCGCAGAGCAGCUCACACUGAUACAGCAGGAUUUGUUUUUCCAUAUUCACCCAGUGCAUUUCUUAAACUCGCGUGCGCACGGUAUCGGUGUUGGUAGGCAUCAAUCCCCUACCAAAGAACGCGAUAACAUGUUUGGCUUUAGCACCGGAAGUCGACGUGCCUCAGAGAUGUCAAGUUUGGGGGAAGGGCUCGUUUCACGAGAACAAAAUAUGUACGUUAGUGAACCCAGUACAGAUGGCCUACUAGAGGACCUCUUGGAGCACGCGCACGAUGUGUCCUUGUGGGUGGCAGUGGAGAUAUGUAGUGCGUCCUCCAUAAAGGCUCAACUCGCCCUGAUAACUAAAUUCGUGAAUGCAGCUCGGUACUGUUGUGAGAUUCGUAACUACAGUACCUGUAUUCAGAUCGUCGACGCUCUGGAGAUGUUUGUGAUCCGUCAGUUACCGGUCUGGAGACAAGUCCCGACAAAGACGACUGAGACACUUGAAGAACUCAAGGCUGUUAAGGUUUUGUUGAAGACAGAUAGCUCUUGGUUAAUGAAGAGUGAAGCGUCACGUGAGAAGCCCACAAUUCCUUGCUUCCUUUUGUUCGUGAUUCACGUGCAACAGCAGGAACUGGGAGGGUUUACUUUACCAAACGACAUGUACAAAUGGACUAAAAUGAGGUCAACUGCCCGAUUAGUGGACCAGAUUCGAUUAUUCAAACAGAUGCGUUACGCCUUCCAAACCAAUGAUGAAGUGAAAGAGAGACUCAAACAGCGUAUACAGGAGUGUAAAAGUGAAAACCUUCAUGCCCUUGCUUCUGAAAACGCCAGCAACUUUCACCUAUCUUCCUCACAAGGUUCCAGAAAAUUCCACGAUGCCUUUAGGAAGAUGAAAGCUACCUUUGGUGGUCAUAACUGAAGAUGUCUUCAACACAGUCAUCUAGCUGUCACGAUUAGGUGUCUUUUCAUAUCAGGCGUUAUUUUUUUUCGUGGGCUAGUUCUGAAAAAUCACAACAGCCUCCGAAUUUGAUAACUGAGAGGGUGGGGGGGGGGACAGAUACUAUGCUUUCACAUGCGCUUACACAGAUUUCGGUCCGUCUCAGGCAAUAAGUGUAGUGGGCAUAUUUAUUUAAAGCUGAGAGCCUGCUAAUUGGUUUUCUUGAUUUGCAGAAAGUGUUGUUUUAUACCAAUGAGUAACUUAUUUUUAUUUCACCAAAUGGUCAAAAUUCGCGUCUUGGAGAUUGUAUAUUUGUAGAAAUAGGAUCUUUUUGUAUUAUAUUUUAUUUAGAGUUGUCUGAUGAAAAUGCAAACUCGGAAACACUUCGAGCUAUAUUUUAUUAUUUCAGAUUAGUCUAUUUAAUGCUUAUGACUACUGUCGGUUUCUCCGAUAACACAGGAUAUUAAAAAAAUUAUGUCAAUAAGGAGAAAAUGAAAAAUUAAAGAAAUGAGGUUUCACUUUGA
Pocillopora damicornis (cauliflower coral) is the source of this 8447-nucleotide messenger RNA. RefSeq lists its product as uncharacterized. Gene Ontology annotation, molecular function: guanyl-nucleotide exchange factor activity. The record is from RefSeq and is a predicted model, not a curated record. Gene Ontology annotation, cellular component: guanyl-nucleotide exchange factor complex; neuronal cell body; dendrite. Gene Ontology annotation, biological process: small GTPase-mediated signal transduction; regulation of dendrite morphogenesis. NCBI's taxonomy places the organism in Eukaryota, Metazoa, Cnidaria, Anthozoa, Scleractinia, Pocilloporidae.